Molecule: messenger RNA, 420 nt
Organism: Dacryopinax primogenitus
Lineage: Eukaryota; Fungi; Basidiomycota; Dacrymycetes; Dacrymycetales; Dacrymycetaceae
Exons: 1
Biological process (GO): regulation of DNA-templated transcription
Molecular function (GO): RNA polymerase II cis-regulatory region sequence-specific DNA binding; DNA-binding transcription factor activity, RNA polymerase II-specific
Source: RefSeq, a predicted model, not a curated record
UAUUCCGUGUAUACACCUGCCAGUCUGCCUCCACCACCGCUGUACACGUCGGCACAUCCCCACCCCUCGGGGGUUGUGGAUCCUGGUAUCGCGGGUCCAUCGUAUUCCCAUGGUUCAAACACGUCGCCCGAAAUCGCAUAUCAUCCGCGGCCGAGUACAAUGGGGCUUUCUCCAUCAUCACGAUAUCACCCGUACGCAACAGCAGAGAAGGCAGCCCUAGGUGCAUCAAUGGCGCCUGCAAGUCCGACGAGCAAGCCGUAUGCGUGUCGGCUAUGUCCAUACACGUCGUCGAGGUCACACGACCUGAAGCGGCACAUGCGGACGCACACCAAUGAGCGCCCGUACGAGUGCGAGGUGUGUCACAGGACGUUCGCGAGGAAGGACGCUGCCAAGCGACAUAUGGCGGCCAAGAACUGUGGG